GACCAUUGCCCCACGCCCUCCCACCUUUUCUUUAGACCUCAACUUCGAUGCGGGUGGGGGUUUGGUGUCCUAAGGAGACUCCUGGAAGCUGAAUGGAAAGGAGGAGGAAGAAAAUGAAGAAGGAGUGAUUGAAUGCCGGGCAAGGGACAGGCUGCGCUGCUGUGGCUCCCUAGCCUGAGGGGCCUGCUGUCCCUCUGAGGCCUAGUGAAAAAGCUGCAGGAGGUGCAUCCUCCACCUCUAAUCUUGGAGGCUAUUAGCUCACCUCCAAGCACUGAGCUGGGUUCCUGCCCAAUUCCAUCCUUCCCUGAGGGAGAGAAGGGAAGUGAAAAGUAGAAUAACUCCCUACCAUUUCCCUCUUUUUCUCCUCAUCGGCCAGCCCCUCCUCCAGCCCCCUCUGGUGGCAUGCCAUGCCAAGAGCAACGUGUAAAGGAACAGAGAAUAUCCAAUGCAGUCAAGUCCACCCCGCCCAGACUUUGCCACUGCCUUCUCCCACCCUUCUGUCUCCCCCACAAUAGUUUAUUUGGUUGGUCUGGACUCACUUGUGGCCUUUGAUUAAAUUCCUAAGGGGCCUGAAGAAGACAUUUCUACUGCAGAGGGUUAGAGGCACUUGAGCAAGGCCCCCACACCCCAACUCUGGGAGUUGUGGUCGGGGGAGGCACUUCUUGGGGAUAGGACCAGACAAGAUAACAGGAGCUCACAAGGAAGCAGAAGCUGUGACAAGUUUAGUAGUCUCAAAAUGGGUUAUGUCCCUUCCCCCUUCACAUCAGAAUCUUGUGAAAUGGGAAAACAACAGAAGGAGGGGAUCAAAGAAAGCUGAUCUCACAUGCUUCCCAGGCAGGGCAGAGGUGGGAGUCAAACCUGGGUGACAGGUGGGUGGAGAGCCCUGUUUGAGGUUGUGGUUGAUCCCUCUCUGGUAUUAGCUUUUCCCCUGGGAGCAGGAAGCCCUAGGAAGAGGGGACUGUAGGGUCCCCAGGGGAUCUUUCCUCCCUCCCCUGCAUGAGGCAGAGGCAAGCUGCCUGCCAACCCCCUCCCUCAAGGAAUGGCCUUGCCCGGGAAUGCCCACCACACAUACCCUCUUUUUUUCUAGUCAAACUCUGUUUAUUCCUUGGCUUGCCUCCCUCCUUCCUCCCCUCUCAACCUUUACUUCUGAUUUCUAUUUCAUGGAAUUUGGGAUUGAAGUUAAACUACAACAGUGCCGCCAACACCAAGUCUUGCAGGAAAAAAAUACAAAGAAAUUUAACAAAAAAAAAAUAUAUUAAUAAAAAAGUUCAAAAAAGGGGGGGGAUUGUCAUCUCCUUUGGGGUGCGAUGGCUUCAAAUCCAAACUGAGGCUCUCCGGGUGGUGACGAUGUGCGAGGAGGCCUCUUGAAGAACUCCAGGCCUAUCAUGCUGUCUGUCCGCUAAAGCCUGAGGCUCGAGGUCAGAGGAUCCAGGAAGGCUCUGCAGUCGGCCCAGGAGGGCGGGGUCCCGUGGUGGAGGCGGGGAGAGGGAAGGACCGCACGGAUCACCAACCCCUGCUCUGCCCCGUACCAGGAAGCGCUGGGGGGCAGAGGAGCGGAGUUGAGGCAGAAGCCAGGUGAGGCUGGAGUCGUGGGGGUAGGCAGGCUGUCGCUGCCGCUGCCUGAGAUGGAAAUCGGGGGAGGAAGCUCGCGGAAGAAACAGCGGAGGGUCGUGGAAAGAAAGCAAUGGCUAAGCUAGGGAUGGGGUACCAGGUAGGGGGAGGAAACGGGAGAAAUAGGUGGGGCUCCAGCGCAUGCUCAAUAGGAAGGGGCGCCGGUAGGGUGUCGACGCAUGCGUAGUGGGCUUCUCGGGCGGUGGGGUGGUCGCGGAAUUUGGAGACCUACUUCGGGAAAGGUAAAAUGCGGGAGCAAUUUUAGGGUACCUGUGGGACCUGGGCUCUUAGGGUCCUGACACAGGACGCGCCUGGGCCGAAAACCCAGGCACGCCCGGCCAGAGAGUGUUUCUUCACUCCCGGACUCUGCCAGUCAGAAUGGUGGCGCCUUCGCUGAAGCUUCAGGACCUCAUCGAAGAGAUUCGCGGGGCCAAGACUCAGGCCCAGGAGCGGGAGGUGAUCCAAAAGGAGUGCGCCCACAUCCGGGCCUCCUUCCGCGAUGGGGACCCAGUGCACAGGCACCGGCAGCUGGCCAAACUGCUCUACGUCCACAUGUUGGGCUACCCCGCCCACUUUGGACAGAUGGAGUGCCUGAAACUGAUCGCCUCCUCCAGAUUCACAGACAAGAGGGUGGGCUACCUGGGGGCCAUGCUUCUAUUGGAUGAGAGGCACGAUGCCCACCUGCUCAUUACCAACAGCAUCAAGAAUGACCUGAGCCAGGGGAUUCAGCCAGUACAAGGCCUGGCCUUGUGCACUUUGAGCACCAUGGGCUCUGCUGAGAUGUGCCGAGACCUGGCCCCAGAGGUGGAGAAACUGCUCCUGCAGCCCAGUCCCUACGUGCGCAAGAAGGCUAUUCUGACUGCAGUGCACAUGAUCCGGAAGGUCCCUGAACUCUCCAGCGUCUUCCUCCCACCCUGUGUCCACCUGCUUCACGAGCGUCACCAUGGUAAGGCUGUGGGGCUCCCCAUCCUUUGCUUCAGCUCUGUGGACAGAAGAAUUGAAAAUUGGAUGGGAACACCAGCUCAUAGGAGAAGGGUAGCGGACACACACAGGCACACACGCAAUAGACUCUCUUGCCCCUGGCCCCCACCAUUCACUUCCCCGACCCUGACCCCAGGCAUCCUGCUGGGCACCAUCACGCUGAUCACGGAGCUCUGCGAACGAAGCCCUGCAGCCCUCAGGCACUUCCGAAAGGUGGUACCCCAGCUGGUACAGAUCCUCCGGACUCUGGUGACAACGGGAUACUCCACAGAACACAGCAUAUCUGGAGUCAGCGACCCCUUCCUGCAGGUCCAGAUACUUCGUCUGCUUCGGAUCCUGGGCCGGAACCACGAGGAGAGCAGUGAGACCAUGAAUGACUUGCUGGCCCAGGUGGCCACUAACACAGACACCAGCCGAAAUGCCGGGAAUGCGGUCCUGUUUGAGACAGUACUCACCAUCAUGGAUAUCCGCUCUGCAGCUGGCCUACGGGUUCUAGCUGUCAACAUUCUUGGCCGCUUCCUACUCAACAGUGACAGGAACAUUAGGUAUGUAGCCCUGACAUCAUUGCUUCGACUGGUGCAGUCUGAUCACAGUGCUGUGCAGCGGCAUCGGCCCACUGUGGUGGAUUGUCUACAGGAAACUGAUGCCUCCCUCAGCCGGAGGGCCCUGGAACUAAGCCUGGCUCUGGUAAAUAGCUCCAAUGUGCGAGCCAUGAUGCAAGAGCUGCAGGCCUUUCUGGAGUCCUGCCCGCCUGACCUACGGGCUGACUGUGCCUCAGGCAUCCUGCUAGCUGCAGAAAGGUUUGCUCCCACCAAACGCUGGCACAUAGACACCAUCCUGCAUGUGCUGACCACGGCAGGUACCCAUGUGCGGGAUGAUGCAGUGGCCAACCUGACCCAGCUGAUUGGGGGGGCCCAGGAGCUACAUGCCUACUCUGUGCGCCGCCUCUACAAUGCCCUGGCAGAAGACAUUUCCCAGCAACCACUGGUGCAGGUGGCAGCCUGGUGCAUUGGGGAAUAUGGGGACCUCCUGCUGGAGGGGAACUGUGAGGAGAUUGAGCCCCUUCAGGUGGACGAAGAGGAAGUACUGGCAUUGCUGGAAAAGGUGCUGCAGUCCCAUAUGUCCCUGCCAGCCACUCGAGGAUAUGCCCUCACAGCCCUCAUGAAACUCAGCACUCGCCUCCAAGGGGACAAUAACCGCAUCCGCCAGGUGGUGUCCAUCUACAAGAGCUGCUUGGACGUAGAGCUGCAACAGCGGGCUGUGGAGUAUGACACACUCUUCCGGAAGUACGAUCACAUGAGGGCUGCCAUCCUGGAAAAAAUGCCUCUUGUGGAGAGAGAUGGCCCUCAGGCUGAUGAGGAAGCAAAGGAAAGCAAAGCAGCAGCCCAACUUUCAGAAGCAGUCCCAACACCCACAGAGCCCCAGGCCUCACAGCUCCUGGAUCUGCUAGAUCUCCUGGAUGGGGCUUCUGGGGAUGCCCAGCAUCCUCCCCCUCUGGACCCCUCCCCUGGAGGUGCCCUGGUAUACCUGCUGGACCUUCCCUGUGCACCUCCACCCCCAGCUCCCAUCCCAGAUCUCAAAGUGUUUGAGCGUGAGGGAGUACAGCUGAAUCUGUCUUUCAUUCGACCCCCUGAAAACCCUGCUUUGCUGUUAAUCACCGCCACUGCCACCAACUCCUCAGAGGGUGAUGUCACCGAUUUCAUCUGCCAGGCUGCUGUGCCCAAGAGUCUCCAGCUCCAAAUGCAGGCCCCCAGUGGGAACACAGUUCCAGCUCGGGGUGGCCUUCCUAUCACCCAGCUCUUCAGAAUCCUCAAUCCUAACAAGGCCCCUGUGCGGCUAAAGCUGCGCCUCACCUACAACCACUUUCACCAGUCAGUGCAGGAGAUCUUUGAGGUGAACAACUUGCCUGUGGAAUCGUGGCAGUAACUGUCUCCAUCACAGCCUGAAAUUCUCCUGUGUCCCAAACCCCAGCGGGCCCCAGCCGCUUGAAACCUACACCUGAGGGCUACCAGCAGGUGGCACUCUGGCUUUGCACUGCAAAAACUGGGGACCAGCCCCCUUCUCCCACAAAUAAAGCCCAAUAAAGCCUGAGAGGGGAGGAAAGCCA
This is a messenger RNA of Macaca mulatta (Rhesus monkey), 4699 nucleotides long. NCBI's taxonomy places the organism in Eukaryota, Metazoa, Chordata, Mammalia, Primates, Cercopithecidae. The record is from RefSeq and is a predicted model, not a curated record.